Messenger RNA from Homarus americanus (American lobster), 1341 nucleotides. RefSeq names its product collagen alpha-1(II) chain-like. The record is from RefSeq and is a predicted model, not a curated record. The coding region runs from base 1 to 1341 and encodes 446 amino acids. Lineage: Eukaryota; Metazoa; Arthropoda; Malacostraca; Decapoda; Nephropidae. The transcript has 5 exons.
AUGGGCCCUGCCAGAGGCGUUGGCGCCCCCAGGGGCACUGCUAGAGGUACUGGCGUAGGCAGGGGCCCUGCCAGGGGCGCCGUCGCCCCCAGGGGCUCUCUCAGGGACAGCGGCACUCACGGGGGCCCUCCUAGGGCCAGCGAUACUCUCAGUGGCACUGCCAGGGACAGUGGCGCUCCCAGAAGCUCUCCUAUGGACAGCGACGCUCCCAGGGACCUCUCAGGGGCAGUGGUUUCCCCAAGGGCCAUGCCAGGGACAGUGGAGCUCCCAGGGGCGAUGCCGACCCCAGGGACCGUACCAAGGGUCCCCAGGGGCCCUAUAGCACGCUUGUACGGGGGCACUUCCAGAUGCCGUGCCAGGGUCGGUGGUACCCCUAGGGGCUCUCCCAGGAAAUUUGGUGCUCUCAGGGGCCCUCCCAGGGACGGCGGCGCCCACAGGUUCUCUCCCAGUGACAGCAGCGCCCUAGGAGCCCUCCCAGGGAUGGCGGCGCCCCCAGGGUCUCUCCCACGGAAAAACUACUGCAACCAGAGACCUUUCCAGGAAAGGGAGCACUCUCAGGGGUCCUCCCAGGGACAGUGGCGCCCCCAGGAACAGCGGCGCCACAGAGGCAUUCCCAGGGACGUCGGCGCCUCCAAAGGCCCUACAAGGGACGGUGGCGCUUUUAGGGGCACUGGCGCCCCCAGGGACUCUCCCUGGGACAAUGUCGCCCCCAGGGGCCCCCCAAAGAACGGCAGCGCCCCCAGGGUCUCUCCCAGUGACAGCAGCGCCCUAGGAGCCCUCCCAGGGACGGCAGCGCCCUCAGGGGCCAUGCCAGGGACAGCGGAGCUUCCAGGGGUUGCGUUGACCCCAGGGACAGUUCGAAAGGUCCCCAGGGGCCCUAUGGGCCAGCGAUACUCUCAGUGGCACUGCCAGGGACAGUGGCGCUCCCAGAAGCUCUCCUAUGGACAGCGACGCUCCCAGGGACCUCUCAGGGGCAGUGGUUUCCCCAAGGGCCAUGCCAGGGACAGUGGAGCUCCCAGGGGCGAUGCCGACCCCAGGGACCGUACCAAGGGUCCCCAGGGGCCCUAUAGCACGUACGGGGGCACUUCCAGAUGCCGUGCCAGGGUCGGUGGUACCCCUCGGGGCUCUCCCAGGAAAUUUGGUGCUCUCAGGGGCCCUCCCAGGGACGGCGGCGCCCACAGGUUCUCUCCAAGUGACAGCAGCGCCCUAGGAGCCCUCCCAGGGAUGGCGGCGCCCCCAGGGUCUCUCCCAGUGACAGAAGCGCCCUCGGAGCCCUCCCAGGGACGGCAGCGCCCCCAAGGGACAUGCCAGGGACAGCGGAGCUUCCAGGGGUUGCGUUGA